This is a messenger RNA of Anopheles moucheti, 1204 nucleotides long. Its product is annotated as lipopolysaccharide-induced tumor necrosis factor-alpha factor homolog. NCBI's taxonomy places the organism in Eukaryota, Metazoa, Arthropoda, Insecta, Diptera, Culicidae. The coding region runs from base 194 to 661 and encodes 155 amino acids. Gene Ontology annotation, molecular function: zinc ion binding. The transcript has 4 exons. The record is from RefSeq and is a predicted model, not a curated record.
ACGAACUUUCGAUCGCGCAACACGGCGACCGGGUGUGUGGUUGGAAGCAGCACAAAAAAAAAUCAACCAUUCGACUAAACCACCAAAAGAACGCGGUGCAUCCAGUGCAACUGCAAGUGAGAUUACAAAACAGUUUGGAAUAGUGGUGAUAGAAUUUACAAGCAAAAACACACACACACACACACCCACCAGAAUGAACCCCAGCGGUAAGGGAUCCGGUCCGGAAGGAUUUCAAACGCAGCCAUUAAAUCAGCCACCCUACCCUGCACAGUCCCCGCCAUACCCGGGCCAAGCAACCAGUGGCUAUCCUCAUCCCACGGCCAACGUACCCAACUAUGCGCAUCCACCGCCUCCGCCACCGUACGACGCUAACUCGAACGUGAUCCCACCGGCACAGAAUGCGUCCACGACUUAUGUGCAGGUUGUAACCAGUCCACAAGUAGGGCCCGAUCCGGCCUCGAUGGUGUGUCCCUCCUGUACCAAGCACGUGAUCACCCGGCUGGAUUAUGAAACCUCUACCAAAACGCACAUCGCAGCCGGCCUGCUAUGCCUUUUCAUUUGUUGGCCAUGCUUCUGGAUUCCGUACGUGAUCGAUUCGUGCAAGAACGCUAAUCACUAUUGUCCGAACUGUGGAGCCUACAUUGGAACAUACCGUGGCUAGGUUUGUUCCUCCGCCGCCGUGUUGCCAUGUGUGAACAAACAGCACAACCCCAGUCAUCAAUCCUUCUGCAGAUGCGCACCACCGUCUCCCACGGGCGGCGGCCCAUGGUCUCCAAAAAACUAUUAUUAUGUUAAUCCUGCUACACACCGGCACCAGCGUGCCGAGUGCGCAAGUAUUGUGAUGUAAUUUCCCACCUUUCCCUUGCGUUUCCCUCUCAGUACCAGCACGCAAUCGAAAGAGGAUGAGAUGCGUCACCCGGAGUGUGAUGUAGUGAAGAUGGUGGAAGAGUUAACAAAACUUGAGGAAAAAAGAAAGUGCCUGCAACGAUAACGUAUUUGUAAGAGUAGGUCGGUAGGAAGGAUCAAACAAAACAAAGUGAAAACGGGAGAGCGAGAGCGUACGAUGGAACAGACGCAAUCGAGCAUAGCUUUGUCAAGACGACUGUUAUUAUUUUUUAUUAUUAUGUAUUGAAUAUUGUUCACUACGUCAUACGUAAAUUGCAUAAUAAACUUAUUGUACAAUAUCAACUCUACAAACACCGCC